Messenger RNA from Scatophagus argus, 1982 nucleotides. Its product is annotated as zinc finger protein OZF-like. Gene Ontology annotation, molecular function: DNA-binding transcription factor activity, RNA polymerase II-specific; RNA polymerase II cis-regulatory region sequence-specific DNA binding. The transcript has 2 exons. Lineage: Eukaryota; Metazoa; Chordata; Actinopteri; Scatophagidae. The record is from RefSeq and is a predicted model, not a curated record. Gene Ontology annotation, biological process: regulation of DNA-templated transcription. Bases 301 to 1818 code for a protein of 505 amino acids.
AAAUUUGUUACAAAUAGUCAGAGUGAACCGACAUAUUUUGUAUGUGUGGAUAAACGUGUUUAAGUCGAGUUGCGUCAACUUGCGGGAUGUUUCACCGCAGACUCAGCUCACGUUAGCCGACAUUGCUAAAGGGAGUUAGCGUAGCUUGCUGACAGGAAACAGCCGGAAGUGGAACAUCUGAAAUUUCUCCCGGUGUCCUACGAAGCUAAUGGCGCUAAGUUAGCCUGCUAGCUGGAAAGAGACGGAGGUGAACGGGAUCUGUUUCUCUGGAGGAAAAGUUGGUGCUGUGAGUUUGUAAAAAUGUCUAAAGUCCAAACGCUGAGAGCUUUUGUCAACCAGCGACUCACUUUGGCCGCUGAAGAGAUUUUUGAGCUGUUUGAAAGAACGAUAGCAGACUACGAGGAGGAAGUUUGUCGACAACGCAAACUACUGGACGCUGUUCUCCAGCCUGAAGUCCGCUUACACAGAGCCGACGUGGAGCUGCGGUCGGUGAGUGAAGGAGAGGAUCCCCCUGAGCGGCAGGACUGGAGCCCCAGUCUGGUCCAGGAGGAUCCACCAGAGCUGCCACACAUUAAAGAGGAACAGGAGGAACUGUGGACCGGUCAGGAGGGAGAGCAGCUUCGAGGGCCGGAGGAGGCUGAUGUCAUGGAGGCCACGUUCACUCCUGUCUCUGUGAAGAGUGAAGAAGACGAUGAAGAGAAACCUCAGUCCUCUCAGCUUCAUCAAAGACAGACUGAAGAGAUGAAAACAGAAGCUGAUGGAGAGGACUGUGGAGGACCAGAACCAGCCAGGAGCUCAGAUCCAGAUACCCAACCAGAUACUGACCACAAGAGUUCAACCUCCUCUGACUGUGAGACUGAUGACAGCUGUGACUGGGAGGACAGCAGAGAACCUCGGUCAGGUUUAAACCCUCUGCAGGACAAUGAAGGACAUCAGCAGAAACACAAUGGACUCCAAACAGGAGAGAAACCAUUUAGCUGCUCAGUUUGUGGUAAAAGAUACAACAGGAAGAAAUCGUUAACAGAUCACAUGAGGCUUCAUUCAGAAGGAAAAUAUUUCAGCUGCUCAGUUUGUCCAAAAACUUUUCAGCGUAGUGGGCAUGUUGUGAGGCACAUGAGAGUCCACACGGGGGAAAAACCUUUCACUUGCUUUGUCUGUCGACGAAAAUUUUCACAAAAGGGACAUUUGAGAGACCACAUGAAAGCCCACACUGGAGAGAUGCCUUUCAGUUGCUCAGUUUGUGGUAAAAGAUUCCUCCAGAAGAACUCGUUAACGGAACACAUGAGAGUUCAUUCAGGAGAAAAACAUUUCUGCUGCUCAGUUUGUAAAGCAAGUUUUCGGUGGAAAGGAAAUCUUCUCAGUCACAUGAGAGUCCACACAGGAGAAACGCCCUUCAGUUGUUCUGUCUGUAGAAGAAAAUUUUCACUGAAGGGGCAUUUGAGAGACCACAUGAGAAUUCACACUGGGGAAAAGCCCUUUGGUUGCUCCAUCUGUGGUAAAAGUUUUGCACAAAAGACAAAUCUGACACAACACAUGAGAAUCCACACAGGAGAGAAACCUUUCAGCUGCUCAGUUUGUAAAGCAAGUUUCAAAUCCAGCGGCAAUUUAUCCUAUCACAUGAGAAUCCACACAGGGGAGAAGCCGUUUAGUUGUUCUGUUUGUGGUAAAACAUUCACACAAAAGGCAAAUCUGACAAAACACAUGAGGAUCCACACAGGAGAGAAACCUUUCAGCUGUUCUGCCUGUGGUAAAAGAUUCAUUCAGCUUUGUAAUUUAAAACAACACAAGUGUGUCGGUGAGAGCAGCAGGAGUAAAUGAAGCUGCAGAGCUGCUCGUCGAGCCACUUUGUUCAGUGUAACAUCAGUGUAAACAGUAUAAACAGUAGUGCAAAUGGCUGACAGGGUAGUGCAAAAUGACCGUAGUGCAAUGGAACAUGAGUAGUUUAAGUCUGUACAAAUGCUGCAUUGUGCAAAAUGUUCCAU